Zootoca vivipara (common lizard) is the source of this 12371-nucleotide messenger RNA. The record is from RefSeq and is a predicted model, not a curated record. NCBI's taxonomy places the organism in Eukaryota, Metazoa, Chordata, Lepidosauria, Squamata, Lacertidae.
GAAGAACCACAGUGCCUGCUGUGGAUGCAGAGGCUUCGUAACUGCUGCCUCCUGUGUUGUUUUUGUAACGCUAGCAGCACCAAAGUAACCUCUCCAGGGUGCAAGCCUGGGCAGUGUGUAUGGAGGUCCUGGGCAGCCCAGAUAACAAGAUCCCCUUCUUGGCCUUGCUGAUGUGGUUCCAAAGGAAAGCAGAGCAAUACAUUUGGCACCCGCUUGGCUGCAGGAGUUGCUGGAAGGAGGCGUACAAGACGCCAGCCGGCUGUCUUAGGACUCCACUCUGGAUUUGUGUAAGGUUUACUCCUUAGCCUUUCCUUCUUCCAAAGGCCAUGGAGUAUCCUAGUGCCUGUUGGUUGAGAAAUCUAAACACUGCAUUUAAGUAGCUAAGGGGGUGAAAUGGGGUGGAGGGAGGGAAGGAUACAGAUAAACAAAUUGCAAGUGGAUACCUUGAUCUUCCCUAAUGGAAACCUUUGUGUUCUCAUUGAUGUACACAUCUGGCUUAUUGAACCCUCUUUGGUCUUUGAGAGAUUGUGUUGAAAUUCAGAUUGAGAACACUCCAGCACCCAAGAUUGUUUUCUCUUUUGUUGCCCAGAGAAGAGAAGAGUUCCCAAUGUGGUGGACCUGGGAAAACCUACCGUCCCACCAUGAUGGCAGUCAGCUUAUGCCAGCACAACAUCACUGUAGUAACAUAGUUGGAAUCCUGCACACGCUGAGCAGGAAAGUUGAGAAGAAGCUUCAGAAUACAGGGACCAUGGCGACUAUGCAAAUUGCUGCCAAUGUCUAUCAGAAUGCUGCUAAUUCAUACCAACCUUGUAGCAGCAUACUACCCACAUUAGACAUUAAUAUAUUUUAUUUUAUUACUUACUACAUUUAAAUCUUACCGUUUACACUCAACAGUGGGAAUGCCAUGACAUCAUCCUACCCUAUCACAGCCACAGUGUCCUCAGGCAGCAAAAGCACAGCAGUAUCUCAGGAAUCCCUACAUUCAGAGACUGAAAUCCCCUAAUACCACUCCAACACACAGACCCCCAAAUGGCCAGCAGUGUGGGAUCUAGUUUCUUGUCCUGGUUCAGAAACUUCAGAUAUGAACAAUUAUUUAAUACUGACUGUACUCUGUCACUCUAUUAGCCAUAUUUAUACUGUACUUUUUAUACUGUACAGUACGCGGGUGGCGCUGUGGGUUAAACCACUGAGCCUAGGACUUGCCGAUCAGAAGGUUGGCGGUUCGAAUCCCCACGACAGGGUGAGCUCCCAUUGCUCAGUCCCAGCUCCUGCCAACCUAGCAGUUUGAAAGCACUUCAAAGUGCAAGUAGAUAAAUAGGUACUGCUACAGCGGGAAGGUAAACAGUGUUUCCGUGUGCUGCUCUGGUUCGCCAGAAGCGGCUUUGUCAUGCUGGCCACAUGACCUGGAAGCUGUACGCCGGCUCCCUCGGCCAAUAACGUGAGAUGAGCGCCACAACCCCAGAGUCGGUCACGACUGGACCUAAUGGUCAGGGGUCCCUUUACCUUUUACCUAUACUGUACUAUUAAGAACGGAGAGCAUUGUAUGGAUGCUGAUUAUUGUCCUAAAUGCCCAAUCUUAAAUAGAUCAGCACAGAAAAAAGUCAUACUGAGUUCAGAACAUGCUUUCACAUAAGCACGCUUAGCAUUUCAACCAUAGCUGUUCUGUUUAGUAGCCUUUUCCUUCAGACUUUCUCCAGUAGUUAUUUUUCCCAUGACAAGAUUGAUAUUUUUUUUAAAAAGGAAAGUUAUAGGACAAGUGUACCAACACUUGAUAUGAAGUGGAAAUUUUAAAACUGCGUUAUAAAUCCCAGAAGCAGUAUGGUUUAUAAUGGGAAAGUUAAAGGGGAAAAUGGAGAGAGUGAAAUAAUGCGUAUAUAACCUUUCCACCUCUUUUUAGUGAGUAGACCAUUUAAACUAAAUUAAGUAAAGGAUGUAAAUUCUGUUGUUUCAGUUUUUAAUACUUCAUGACUGAUUUUAUAGAUAAAAAUUACAUUUAACAAUAAAUAUGAAGAAGAAUUAAUAUGGCCUGUUCUGGUUUGAUAUGGAACAGCAAAUCCCAUUUCUCCUCAGCUGUAAAGAAAAUUCAUUAUUAUGUCUUGGAUUGUAAGAUGGCUUCAUUGUGAUUAGUUACAUUGAUAAUAAAACAACCUUUUAAAAAAUGGUACAGUAUACUGUACAUGGGUUGUCAUGUGUUUAAUGUUUAAUGACACUGAAUUUGUGCAUUUGCUACCCUUUUCACAAAUCUGUUGCCUCCUCCUUGUAUCCGAGCCCAUUUUAAGUCAUGCAAGUUACUUUAAAAAAAGAAAAGAAAUGGCAUCUUAUAUUAAGCAACUAAUAUGGUUUUAGUAGAGGCAGAAUUAAUACUGUGGGCUUAUCUUGAAUGGCUCAAGGGCAGAUGCAGUGCUGGUUUGGGACAAAUGAUGGUUUGCAAAUUGGGAAUCAGCUUUGGGAACAUGUGUGUGACCACCGUCCCUCUCUGCAGCAUGAAUUCCUCCUUCCUUGCCUUGUCGAACCGCAUGCAGAAAUAUGAGAUCUGAAGACAUAUCUGGCUGCAGAGCUCUUUCAGUCUUCCAAGCCUUGGCAUGAGGGCUAGGGAAAAGGGAGAGAAACAGAUUCUCAACCAUAUUAUAUUAUUUCGGCAAAUGAGGAGUGAUGUAACCAUGCUAACUGCAUUUGUGUCUGGCACAAAUGUGCGGCUUCUUAGCCAGAGCCCCUCUCUACCGUUUAAAAGUUGAGACUCAGCCCAGGAGUUCCUCAGAGCUCUCACCUGUAGAGCAGAAUGUGCUCCUUCGGUCUCCCGUGUCUUCUGAGACAUUUCAGGCAAGACCUGACCCUUGGCUGCUUCUGAAGAACCAGGCAGCGAAAGGCUAGAUUGCAAAUGCAAGAAAGGGGAAGGAACCCAAACUGUGGUCAUCAUUGUUCCUUUGGGGAGUUAAAAGUGAAAACCAUUUUGAUUUGAAACUUGCAAACAUGAAUGCUUUGAGUACGAAAGUCUGCAUUACUUAAGCAUGUACAACAGAUUGUGCUUGAAUUGAAUAUAAACAUUAAAUAUGUUUCAUAACACAUUGUGGGAGCAGGCCUGCGUUUUUAAGGUAGCGUUUAGUCAAAACCAUUUCUCUUGUGAUGUAGCAGCAUUUUAGUUUUUGUCCCCUUGUGUAAAAUGGCCACAAGGUGUCAUCAGAAUGCUUUUCUUAUGCUGACUUCUUAUUUCAUGCGGCUUUCCCCCCUUCCCCCCCUCUUCAAACUUUUACAGCUACGCUAAUAGUAAAUCUAAUGUGAAAUACUACCCUUUUUUUUCUUGAGGAUAUUGUGGCAUUAAGCUUCCACUGAAAUGACUUAAAAGAUUAUGGCCUAAUAGCCCAGUGCCUUAGGUGCCUCUGCACCGAAGCAGUUCAUUGCACAGGAGAUAAACUUCCUAGCGCUUGCGUGAGCGGACAACUUCAGCCAUGCUUGAACCCAGCCACAGCCUUAGCUGCUGGAGCUGUCAUCUCUGCUAAACCAAAAGUGCCCAGUAUCUUUUCAAGGAUGCCCUUGUGCUACGCAAGGGAAGUUAAGCUGCUCAGCUUGGUUGGUGCCAGGUUUGAGGGAGCCCCAGGCAAGCAUUUCCCCUACUGGGAAAUGAAGAUAGCAGUGGCGGCAGCAGUUACUUUGCCCAUUGCUUUGCUCUCGUCUGCCUGCAGCCUGGCCUGCAGGAAUGGGUGGAUACACUUGCAGCCCGUGGUGUGGUACCCAGCACAUGGCUUUAGCCACCUGUGCUAGGUUGAUUAUCCCAGGACAUCACUGAGCUGGAACAUAGUACUGCAUCAGGGCAAAACAGCAGCAGGUUUUGCUCAGCGCUUCUCUUCAGCACACCCAGUCCCACCACCAAAAAAAGUUUUAUAUAUACAUAUAUGUCAGCUCCGGUAGGCCAACCAGAGCAUCCUGGCUUUAGCCCCAUCAUGCAAGGUAGCACAGAAGGUGGAAAGGCUGUACUAGCUCCCUUGUGUGCUGGCCUUCACUAAUGAUGGUGGCAUACCUAACAGAAGAGGAAUAAUGAUUACAGACAUAGUACAGCAUUGGUUCGGGGAAUAACACUCCAAUGCGGUUCACAGAGCACCCUUGAUCAAGUGCCCCCACAGCUCUUUUUGCAGCUAAAAGGAUGUGCAGAGUUUUCUAAAUUGAAGCCAGUGCUUAAAAGGGGAGAUCGGUAGUAGGAGACAGCAAGAUGUGUGACUAGAAAACCACCAAGUAAUUUAUCAGAAAACGGAUAAAAAUGCAGGCAGCUGUGUUAGUCCAUUAGAAAUAAUUGAAAGGGCAACAAUAAGUGUAAUACCUUUAGGACUUUUUUAAAAUAAAAAAGUAAGAAGCAGCUCUUCUUCAGAUAGAUCACUACUUGUUUACUACUGUACCUAUAGCCCUACAGCAGAUGAGCUAAAUUGUUUUAUUUAGAAUUGUGCUCUACGCAAUCUUCAUUAAGAAUGGAUGUUGAAAAAAACCAGAAGAACGAUGAAGGUGAUGAGAAUGUACAAAAUGAAUUAGUACAAGAAGCUGCUAGAAACGUGUUAGCUGAAAAAGCUCACAGCGACUCUUUCUCUACCUCAAAAAUAGACACAUUUUCAGCUGAAGGACAGAAAAACCCAGGGGAAAAACAUAAAGAGUGCGCCACAGCCAAACGACCAUUAUCCAAAUCAGCAGUUGAAGACUGUAUGGCAACAAACAUAGUUGAAAACGAACCUGUCUCAAAAAGAUUAAGGCUUACUGUUGUACAACAUGCUGAAGAGAAGGAAGGCAAACUAUCGAAUGUCACAAAGUGUGAAGGUAGUGUUGAUGGGACAAGUAAUACAACAGAUGAAACUAUAAAAGACGAAGCUAUAAGUGCCUGUCAAAGUAGUGAUGCUUUAUGCGUGCAGCAUGAUUUCAAGUCUGAGGACAGUAGUACACAGGAAAUACAUGUGGAAAAUGAGUAUACCCAAGUUGACCAAACACCCCUUCCAGAAUGCACAUCUUCUUUUCAAAACGAUGAAGCCAGUGUUAGCUGUGCAACCAGCUGUGUUGAAAACAUUUCUAAGUGCAAACCCCAUGAGGAGAUUUUUUCCACUUACCCAGAUUUAGAAAAGCACAUUCAAGAAAGCCACCUUCAGCAUUCCAAACAACAGGUGAACCUACACUGUACUGAUAAAUCAGAAUGCACUCCAUCUUUACAAGCACAUAGCAAGCCGACCGCUGGACAGCUUAGAUUGUAUUUUUGCAAUCUCUGUGGUUUUCAGUCUUUCGAGAAAGAUCUUCUACAAGCUCAUUUCCUUGGCAAGACGCACCUCCGCCGGCAAAAUCUUGCUGCCCGGGGAGGAUUUGUCAAGAUACUAACGAAAAAGCCAUUUCAUAAAAAACAGCAGUACCUAGUCAAGGAAAAGAAUGUGCAAGCAAAAUCUGCACUUAAUAAACAAAAAAUAAGGAAUGCAGGUUCAAAUCCGAUAAAAACUUCAAGCAAUAAGCUGAAGAAGUUUAAAACAUCCCACCAACUUUUUGUUGAAAUGGUGUCAUCAAAAAAUAUUUCUGAAGAAACCACAGAGAACACUACCAAUGAAGAAGUCCUUUUCUCCAGUGUGGGUGGAAAUGGUGAUGUCCAUUCUGAAAAGUUAGAAGUGUCAGGGCCCUCCAAAUGUAAUCCAGAUGGAUCAGAACCUGCUGAAGGUAGUCAAGAGACAAUUAGCAGUUUAAACACCACAGGAAUACUCGAUAGAAUUCCCCAUAAAAGAAAUAUCUUCUCCCGAAGAAUAACUUUCAAGCAAAGUGGUUCUUUCAGAUUAAACCAGCAAAUUAAAAAACGCUAUAAUCUUUUGGGAUUAGGUAAGAGAAACAGGCCUGACUCCACCUUAAAACACAGCAUUAGGACAGACUUCAGUCAGGGUGAUACAUCGCAGGUGCCCCUAAAAGUUUUAGAAACUGAAGAGGAUUUGUGCAAAGCUGACACAGGAACACUAUCACUUGAUCCAGAUGGAGCAAAUGCAUGCUCUUCUAUCAACUUGGAACUUGAUAAUUCUCCAAAGAAAGCUGUUGAGGCCCAGAAGAGUCUACAUCCUUGUACUCAUUGUGGAUGUACUUUGCCAAACACAGGUUUGGAAUUGGAUGUUGACGGAGAUAAAGCAGAAGAGCUGAAAUUUCAGUGUCAGACAUGUGGCUAUUCUUGUGGAACCAGGGAAGACUUUGAACUGCACCAUCAAAAAAACAACCAUCGCAUGGGUGAUUGCAAGAUAAAUUGCACUCUGUGUUCAUUUUUUGCCCUGGAUGAGGUAAGCUUUGGGAAGCACAUGCGUGAUGAGCAUGGCAUGUCCCACUGCUGUGUUACCUGCCGUUUGUAUUUUCUAAAUGAAGAAGAAGUUGCAGUUCAUAACACAACUGAACAACAUAUAAGUUUAUCAGCUCAAGGAAAUACGGUUCGCCCAGUUAGCAAUGCGACUCAGCAAACAGCAUCUUGCAUUUUAGUGGAGACAAGUGUUCUUCCAAAGGUUGCAGAAGAAAUGCCCAAGCCCUUGGUGAUACAUCCUGCUAAUGAGUUCAAGGAGUCUGUCCUGAGCAGAACUCAGUUUCAGUGUAAAAAAUGUUUUUAUAAAACAAGGUCUUCCUCAGUUCUUACCAGGCACAUAAAACUUCGGCAUGCUCAGGAAUAUCAUUUCCUUUGCAAAGCAUGCAACCUCUACUCAUUAAGCAAAGAAGGAAUGGAAAAACACAUCAAGAGAAGUAAACACCUUGAAAAUGCCAGAAAAAAUAAUAUUGGCUUACGCUUUGAGGAAUGUAUUGAAAGGGUAUGUGUAGGUGGAAGCGAUGGUAAAAAAGCAACAGAGCCUUCUACUUAUGGCAGUUUAAAGACAGUAUCGGAAAAUGAAAACGUGCCGUUACCCUUCUGUACCCUGGAUAAUGUAUCAAUAAACAAGGAACUGUUUCCAUCAGGUGAAAUGCUGAAAUGUAGUGAGCUGGUUCUGGGUAGCGGGCAAAAGAGAGGAAGGCCGAAAGGCACCAUUUCUCGGACAUGCCCUCAUUGUGGCUUAUUGGCUUCCAGUGUUACAAACCUGACAGUUCACAUUCGACGAAAGCAUAGCCACCAGUACAGCUAUUUAUGUAAAGUAUGCAAUUACUAUACUGUAACAAAAGGCGAUAUGGAACGUCAUUGUGCAACGAAGAAGCAUAAAGGCCGUUUGGAAGCCAAUGGGAAACAAAACAUAGAGAUUAUAGUGUGCCCAGAGGGAGGUAGUGUUGAAGCCAGUAGCAAGAAGAUAAAUAGUCCAGGAGGUGUGAAUGAACUUAUUGACCAUGGCAGUUCACCCUUGGACAAUGCUGCUUUGGAAAGCCAGGGAAAUGAUCAGGGCAAUGCUAUACAAGGAGAAGGUGAAAAUGUGCUUCAGCUUCCUGAAUUGGGUAGAGACCGGAACCCUUCAGAAAUAAAGCAGCAUAUAAUUGCAGAACUAGGUAACGUUAGCCAAGAUAGGGACUCAUUGGCUCAAACAAGAUCAUUAAAUACAAAUGAUAACAAGUGUGCCCAUUGCAGCUUUGUUGCACAUUCAUUUUCUUCUCUGGAAGUACAUAUAAAACGGAAGCACACUAAAGAAUUUGAAUACUAUUGCAUGGCUUGCGACUAUUACGCAGUUACUCGCCGAGAGAUGAUUAGGCAUGCAGCAACAGAGAAGCAUAAAAUAAAAAGGCAAUCUUAUGCAUGCAACACCUCUGGAGAAGAGGCUGAUGUGGCCGAUACUGGCAAGGAGCAGCAACCCACAGAUGAAAUUCAGAUAAUACUGGAUGGAACAAAAUACCAAAACACCGUUGAGGAGAAAUGUCUGGAUGUGCAGGUCACUCAGAAAGUGAAGAAAGCCCUUAAUUAUUUGGUUUCGGAAGACGGUGCCACUUCAGAGGUUCCCAAAGAAGGUUAUGUUGCCAGUACUGUAGAUGUUGAGACAAAUGAUGGAGUUGACCAAGGCAGGGAAGAGGGAGUCAGUGAAGAAAAUGUUCCAAAUGCUGUAAUUGAGGUUUGUGAGGUGGUCACACAUAAAGAAACAGUUCAUUGUGUCCUGCAGGAAAAUGUGGAAGAUCAAAGAACAGUCAAGUCAAAUUUUAAUUUUACCAUAGAAACUGGAAGUAAAAACUUAGCUGUUAGCAAAGAUUCUCCAGAUAUGGAUUUGAUCUCAAAUAAGAACAAGAUGGAAGAAGACUCUGAAGGAGAACUUGAAAGUAUUCCAGUACCUGCUGAAGAAGUGAAAAAUGAAGAAAUUAAGUUGCCUAUCAUUUCAGAAACAUGUUGCACACUAGAGCAACAAACUAUUGAUGAAAAUAUUGAAGGAACUAUGAAAACUAUACAUAGUUUACAGGAACAGAAAAUGACCCAGCAGAGUUCUGCCAUAGAGGAAGAAGGAACUUUGGCAGCUGAACAACAUGAGGUUGAAGUAUCAUUAAACAAUAUUUGGGGUUCAGAGGUCUCAAUAGUUGAAAGCGUUCAAGAAAGUAAUGAGGCAUCAGAUGAGGGCAGAGUGAAGGAGGAGAUGGCAGUGCAAAAUUGUGGCCAGUUUGAUUCCUCUAUAGUAAAAUUAAAAAGCCAUGAAGAUGGUUGUGAGCUAAUUGAUAACAUUGCUGAUGGACAGAACCUGAGUGGGCUGAGAGCUUUGAAAGUGGACGUCCCACAAGGUGGUGGAAAAAAGAAGAAAGCAGAAGGGCAGCUGCUUGGGGAAUCAACGCGCAUUCGCUGUGAUGACUGUGGCUUUUUAGCAGAUGGCUUGAGUGGCCUGAAUGUUCACAUAGCUAUGAAACAUCCUUCAAAAGAGAAACAUUUCCAUUGUUUACUGUGCGGAAAGUCAUUUUAUACCGAAAGUAACCUGCACCAGCAUUUAGCUAGUGCGGGCCACAUGAGAAAUGAACAAGCAAGUGUCGAAGAACUGCCGGAAGGGGGUGCCACUUUUAAAUGUGUUAAGUGCACAGAGCCUUUUGAUUCGGAGCAAAAUUUAUUUCUUCAUAUUAAAGAACAGCAUGAAGAGCUGCUCCGGGAAGUCAAUAAGUACAUUGUUGAAGAUACUGAGCAAAUCAACCGAGAGAGAGAAGAAAAUAAAGGCAAUAUUUGCAAAUAUUGCGGGAAGAUGUGCAGAAGUAGCAAUUCCAUGGCCUUUCUGGCUCACAUUCGAACCCAUACAGGAUCAAAGCCGUUCAAAUGCAAGAUUUGCCACUUUGCAACAGCUCAACUAGGAGAUGCCAGAAACCAUGUCAAGAGGCACCUUGGGAUGAGGGAAUACAAGUGUCAUGUCUGUGGGGUGGCGUUUGUAAUGAAGAAGCACCUAAAUACUCACUUACUUGGAAAACAUGGAGUUGGCACACCAAAAGAAAGGAAAUUUACAUGUCCCUUAUGUGACAGAAGUUUUACAGAGAAGUGGGCAUUGAACAAUCAUAUGAAACUCCACACAGGAGAAAAGCCAUACAAGUGCUCAUGGCCUACAUGCCAUUAUUCCUUCCUCACAGUAUCGGCCAUGAAAGAUCACUAUAGGACUCACACAGGCGAGAAGUCAUUCCUAUGUGACCUUUGUGGCUUUGCUGGCGGGACACGUCAUGCCCUCACCAAGCAUCGGAGGCAGCACACAGACAGCAUGAUGGAAACUUCUAAAAUCAGAAGCCUGUGGCCUCCAGAUGUUACUGGACUUCAACUGCCAUCACCGCAACGGGGAGAGAAACCGUUCAAAUGUGAUGAAUGUAACUUUGCUUCCACAACCCAGUCCCAUCUGACACGGCACAAACGUGUUCAUACUGGAGAGAAACCCUACAGAUGUCCUUGGUGUGACUACAGGUCUAACUGUGCUGAAAAUAUCCGCAAGCAUAUCCUGCAUACAGGCAAACAUGAAGGAGUAAAGAUGUACAACUGUCCCAAGUGUGAAUAUGGCACCAAUAUCCCUGUAGAAUUUCGCAACCACCUGAAAGAAUUGCAUCCUGAUAUUGAGAACCCUGACCUAGCUUACCUGCAUGCUGGCAUAGUUUCUAAGUCAUACGAAUGCCGGUUGAAGGGUCAGGGAGCUACAUUUGUCGAAACCACCAGCCCUUUCACAACUGCAGCCCUGGAUGAAAUUUCUCCAAUUAAAGAUAAGUCCCUUCAUGAUGGCAGAAGACACCUGCAAUCCACUGAACAAGUUCAGCAGGUGAUUAUUAUUCAAGGAUACGACAGCGAUUUUGCAAUUGAUGCCUCAGUGGAGGAAACCGCAGCAGCUACGCUUCAAACUUUGGCAAUGGCUGGCCAAGUGGCACGGGUUGUCCAUAUUACAGAAGAUGGACAAGUUAUAACCACAAGUCAAAAUGGCUCUCAUGUGAGCACCAUGAUUCCAGGGCAAAUACUCACUGAACAACUGUCGGAUGGGAAGACACAAGUGGUGGUUGUUGAAGGCCCUCUAGAAGGAAAUGAUAUUGAAGAUGCUGUUUCGAUAGGAACAGCAUCAGACCCUGAUAAUACCAUGGUGCAACAGAUAAUGAGACGAGAAAUUUUAGAACCACCUGAUGUAACUAGAGUACACCCACCUGAGUCUGCCUCGGCACUAGAUGCCUUGCUUUGUGCUGUAACAGAGCUUGGUAAAGCAGAGAACAAAGCAGAACUCCUUGACAGGGCACAAUUUUGUCACAAAGAAGCAUUACAAACAGACAUUGUUUGUAAUGACACUACAGCACAGGAAACACAAAUGUUCCAUGAAGCUCAAGAGACCGAGGAAGAGCGAGAACCCAUGGAAGUAGUAACGCAGGUUGUGCACCCAUCUACCAUAAUUGCAUCUCAAGAGAGAGCUCAGGUCACCUUCAAGAAGAUGGUUGAGGGAGUGCUCCAGUUUGCUGUGUGUGAUACAGCUGCAGCUGAUCAACUGAUAAAAGAAGGUGUCACUCAGGUUAUUGUGAAUGAGGAAGGAACUGUGCAUAUGGUGGCUAGAGAAGGUUCUCAGAUAAUAAUGCAAGAAGCUGGCAGUCAUGCCCUAAGUGUCAGAAGUGAACACAUGGACCUGGUUGAGUCUGAUGGAGAAAUUUCACAAAUCAUUGUCACAGAGGAAAUCGCUCAAGCCAUGGUUCAAAAUUCUAACACCAAUUUCUCUGAUGGUCCAACCCAUUACAUUGUAACAAGAUUACCACAGGAGAUUGAGGAUGAGUCUGGAGUAUACUCACAUGCUGUGAUAAAGACAGAUGAGCAGCAAGAGAUUGUGCAGACUGGUACUGUUAUAAGUUCCAAUAAUGUAUGUGAUGAAAAUGCUGAACACCUAGCUGGUAUGGUAAUUUUUACAGAAGAUUGCUCACAAACAGCUAUUAUCCAGGGCCAAAGAGAAAACAAUGAACUACAAGAAGCAUGAAAGAACUCUUGUCUUUAUGGGUUUGAUAAAAGACAACAUUGAACAUUUGGUGACAUGAUAUUUCAUGUUUAAUUUGUAAAGCGUUCUUUAAUGGUCUUUGUCCAUCCAGGUACUCAACACAUUUUGUGUGAAGUUAGCAAGAGCAGGUGGGAAUGGUAAACAGAAAGGGAAUUGUCCAUUUUUGCAUAACUGAUGUUGAAAUUUGAGUACAAAUAUUGGCAGGUUUACAAAAUAAAAUUAAAACACCAAAGGUAUCAAUUUAAUUCUCUUCAUUAGUUUGGUUAAUUUUGUUUUCCAGUUCAUUGCAUUAUGACCUAGUAGACUUAAGUCUUUCUUGCAAUUAAUUAUGUUAAAUUUGACUUGUAUGUAUUUGCAUAUGGAGAGCAAACUAACAUACGCGCACCCAUAUUACCUAGUUGAGCCACACAUUGACAAUUUGUAAAUUGAAGUUGGAUUCUACAUUCCAAACCCAGUUACUCCUACUCAAAAUACAGAGUUUCCAAUGAAAUAAUCUCAUGACAUGUUUUUAAUUUACCUUUCUUUGAAUAUAUUAGGCUUUUUAAUUGCUUUCCCCCCCAAUUUGACUUCAGUCAAUCCUCCAACAUCAAAACUUAACUAAAACCUCUGUUGAAGUUUUCACAAAAGAACCUGUUGAUUUAGAAAGGCCUUAAUACCUGUAACUUUUAUAUACAGUAAUGACUUCAUCUGAAAUAUUUAUUCAGGUUUUUUUUUACUAAUAGUAAAUUAUCUACAAUUCACAUAUCUACAAUUCUGCAGUUCAUCUUGUGAAUGACUUUUGGAAACAUUAGAUAAGGUUUCUUCUAUAUAAAAUUCUGCCAUUGACCUUAACAAGUGGGAAAGAGUUGAUCUGGCAUUUAUUUCUGGAUCAGAAUGUUGAUUAUCUAGUUGUGGAUAAGUUCUGAGUUUUCAGUGCAAGCUCCUGUUGAAAAGAUCCAAAUGCUUUUGUUUUGUCUAAGAAAUCAAAACUAUGAUAUGGAUGGGGUUGGGUUGUUUUUUGUUCUUUUUUUCAAUAAAACGAUAGCACUAAAA